AUGUUACAAUAAUAGCAAGUGGAGGAUCAAAAUGAGCCAAUCUCUUAAUUCAAAUAAAUUCCUAGAUAUUAAUCUUUCAAAAUAUUGAAUCCAUAAGUUUAUUAUUACCAUGUAGCUCCUGGAAACAAUAGCAAACUUAUUAUUUAAACAAUGAAAAAAAGAAAGAAUUGGUAAGAAUCAGAAAAUAAUUUAAUUCAUUUUCAAUGGAACAUGAGCGACAAGAACUUUAAAUAUCUUACACUCAGCUAAUCCAAUAUUCAAAUUGUUAACCAUUUACAGAAUCACAGAGAACUUACCAUGAAAUGCAAUUUAAUAAGAAAUCUAAAAUAGUUUUGUUAAUCCAACAAGCGCUAUGUAUGGGAUGUAACUCCAUUAUCUUUCAUCAUUGACCUUUAUUCUUAAGAAAGCAAUCUAAAUAGAGUUCUCUAGGAAUUCACAUACUUUUAUGAAUAAUUCAAACCUUCAAGCGACAAGAAAUCUUAACAUAAUUGUCCCUCCAAGCGGUAUUAAUAAUAUAUCCACCCUAAAAUGCACUAUAGUUUUUACGACGAAGAAGACAAUUACAUUUGGAUUUUAAAGCCAAAUGAAUUCAAUCGAGGAAGAGGUAUCCAAUUCUUCAGAACCAUUGAAGAACUCAAGCAAAUAUUAAAGGAUUUCACUAAAGGCACUUCUGAAUAUCAAUUUAGUCAAGGUUAAAUUAAAUCCUCCUCUUUUGUGAUAUAGAAGUACAUUUAAAGACCAUUGCUAUUAGAUGGAAGAAAAUUCGAUAUUAGAAUAUGGGUUUUAGUAACCUAUUCUUUUGAGAUUUAUGUUUUUAAUUAGGGUUAUGCAAGAUUGUCUUCGGAAAUGUUUGAUCUAAACCAAUUGGAUGCAUUUAUUCACUUAACUAAUAAUGCUGUUUAAAAACACUCCAAAAAUUAUGGGUUUUUUGAAUUGGGAAAUUAAAUUUCAUACUCAGAAUUGGAUUAUUAUACAAAUGGAGAAUUCACCAAAACUGUGUUACCAAAACUUAAGUCAAUUAUAGUCUUUUCUUGGAUGGCAGUACAAAAUACUUUUAAAAAAUUUAAAUAUUCUUUUGAGAUCUUUGGAUAUGAUUUUAUGUUAGAUGAAUAAUUGAAGCCAUGGCUUAUUGAAAUCAACACUAAUCCGUGUCUUGAAGAGUCAUCGCCAUUAUUGAAAGAAUUGAUACCAAAAAUGAUAGAUGAUGCAUUUAAAAUAGUGAUUGAUCCCUUAAUUAGUAAAGUCUCAGAACCAACUGGAUGGGAUCAUCUUCUGCAAUUAUGA
Paramecium tetraurelia is the source of this 1284-nucleotide messenger RNA. RefSeq lists its product as uncharacterized. Lineage: Eukaryota; Ciliophora; Oligohymenophorea; Peniculida; Parameciidae. Gene Ontology annotation, biological process: protein modification process. The record is from RefSeq and is a predicted model, not a curated record. The transcript is spliced from 2 exons.